AUGAAACACAGCAUCCCAGAAGCCUUUUGGGUCACAGAAUCCGAAGGGAUUACUAAGGCCAAGAAUUUUCUUGAACAAAUUGAGGAAUGUUUUGCUAAAAACGAUAAGGUUGAAAUGACAACACUUCUAGGUUCUUUGAUGACCAUGAAGUAUAAGGGUCACGGAAAUGUAAGGGAGUACAUUAUGGAAAUGCAUCAUAUUGUCUCAAGGCUUAAGACACUUAAGGUUGAGCUUUUUGAUGAUGUGCUUAUGCUUAUGGUUUUGUUAACGCUUCGUGCACAGUUUAACCAAUUUAAAAUUAGUUACAACUGUCAAAAGGAGAAAUGGACUCUCAAUGAGCUCAUUUCCCACUGUGCGCAAGAGGAAGAAAGGUUAAAAAAGGACAAGACUAAAAGUACUACUCGACCAUUGCCUCUAAGGAUAAGGGCAAGAAAAGGAAAUCUGAGAAUGAAGCUGCUAAAGGUCCAGCCCAAAAGAAACAACAAAAGGAUUCAGAGGGUUGUUUCUUUUGCAACAAGCUUGGACAUGUGA
Humulus lupulus (European hop) is the source of this 531-nucleotide messenger RNA. RefSeq lists its product as uncharacterized. Bases 1 to 531 code for a protein of 176 amino acids. The transcript has a single exon. Lineage: Eukaryota; Viridiplantae; Streptophyta; Magnoliopsida; Rosales; Cannabaceae. The record is from RefSeq and is a predicted model, not a curated record.